AUGGUGCUGCGGCUGGCAUGCGGAUUGUGGCUGCUCGCGGCAGUGUCGAUGGCGCUCCCAGAAGUCGGCGAACACAGCAAGUCGGCGAAACACAGCGAUUCCUCGGCUCCCAUGCAAGAGCGGUGGAGGCGCAAGAAAGCGGGCGGUGGUGGCUCGGUCGCCGACUUGACGAGCAAAUUUGAAACGAACAGCAUCAAGCCCACACCUGUCAAUCCGGUCGCUCCGCCUCGCCGCACCUCGCUCGCUCGAGGGGAAAAACCGCUGCUUAGCACCCACCAGGAGCCCACGCCGACCGACCCGGGGACGCCACGGUACGGCACGGCAGGGCGGGAGGCGCCGCCGCCGUCCUCCACCGGCGCGGCGGCGGACGAGCUCGGAGACGCGGCCGUGGCGGAGCUGGCGGAGCUGGCGGCCGAGGCGGCGCGCCUAGCUGCCGAGGCGACGCUCUCGCUCGAGGCGUCGCUGGCGGUGGAGACGGCCAAGUGGCGGCUGCGCGCGGCGGUGGGGGGCGAGGGCGGCAAGCCGCGCUGCGCUCUCUCCGAGCUGCACGACGCCAUCUGCUCCGCGCGGGCCGCUGACGCGGGCCGCGAGUCACAGCUGGCGGCCCGCGCAGAGAAGGCGGCGGCGGCCGCGGUGUCGUGCGUGCUCGAGGCCAAGAGGGAGGUGAUCGACCCGAACAUGAAGGCGCUCAAGGCGCACCUGCAGCGCUUGCGCGAGGAGGAGGUCGGCACCGCCGUCGGCUCGAUGGCUUCGGGCGCGCUCCGCUCGGUGACGCGCGCAAAGGCGCUGGCGAUCCAGCGCUGCCUGAUGGCGGUGCUCGACGAUGUGGAGCAGCAGUUCGUGGGAGGGAUGGAGCAGGCCUCCCGCCCCGGGCUGUCCCAUCCCUUCCGCAAGCGGGCGGUGGCGCGCGCCCUGUGCGCGACCGCCGUGCACGCGCACCGGCUCGAGAUGGAGGCCGAGUACGCGCUGCCCGACAUCGAGCAGGAGCUGCGCGAGCGGAUGGGGGCGCGCGAGCUUCCCGAGCUCAAGACGCUCGGCAUGGACAGCGGCAAGCCGCCGAGCAUGGAGCAGGCGCCCCUCUCCUUCCUCGCCGCGGUCGUGAUGGGCUCGGCCGGCCUCGGCGUGCCGGCCCCCGUCUCCGACUGGCUCUGCGUGCAGGUCGGCCGGUACCUCGACCCGUUCAUCGACGGCGACGUCGAGCCGCAGCUCUACGAGAAGCGGUCGGCGGGCCUCUUCAUGACGCGGCUCGAGCGGGCGUGGACGGACCCGGCCGUCUCCACGCAGGAGCUCGAGAUGCGCGCAAAGUGCGGCGCCUCCAACAAGCUACCCGUCUCGCCGGCGGUGGCCCUGACGGCGUACGUGAGCCACUGCAUCACCAAGAUGAACAUGUGCAUGGGCUUCUCGCGGCAAAUCCCGGGGAUGGACCGGCAGCCGCUCGGCGCGGGCUUGCAGGAGCGGCACGUGAAGCAGCUCGGCGCCGCGCUCGUCGCCGCCAUCGCACGCGACUUUGCGGCGCCGCACCGCUCCAUCGCCAGCCUGCCCAUCACCGCAAACGUGGUGAAGGAGCUCGCGCAGGCGCACCUGCGCGCGUGCGUGCUGUACCAGAACGAGCUGUCGAACGCGCUCGCGCGCACAAAUGUGGAGGGCGAGGAGGCGCGGAGGAAGGAGCGGAUGCUCAUAUGGGGGGUUUGA
Molecule: messenger RNA, 1692 nt
Organism: Emiliania huxleyi CCMP1516
Lineage: Eukaryota; Haptophyta; Isochrysidales; Noelaerhabdaceae
Exons: 3
Coding region: 1-1692 (563 amino acids)
Source: RefSeq, a predicted model, not a curated record